This is a messenger RNA of Callithrix jacchus (white-tufted-ear marmoset), 7508 nucleotides long. RefSeq names its product WD repeat domain 76 (gene WDR76). Gene Ontology annotation, cellular component: nucleus. Gene Ontology annotation, molecular function: DNA binding; protein binding. Gene Ontology annotation, biological process: regulation of DNA damage checkpoint. NCBI's taxonomy places the organism in Eukaryota, Metazoa, Chordata, Mammalia, Primates, Cebidae. The record is from RefSeq and is a predicted model, not a curated record.
GGUUCUAAUGAAAGGUUCCACGUGUUAGGUUGGUUAGAAGCCAAGAACAGCAUAAUUAAUAAGAAACUGAGGCGCCAGUGAGUUGCCGUUUGGCUUGUUGAAAGCUCAGAAAAAGUAGAGUUAGAUGGAGUAAAAAUCUUGGUAAUAGUAUCUGAUUAGGUCAGUUGAUGAGGCCAGUGUGAGCUGUGGUGCGGUAUUUGGUGUCACACAGGGCAGGUGGUGCUGAUUUAAUCCAGUGACCAAAAAAAAAAAAAAAAAAAAAAAAUCCCCCAAGGUGCCUGAGACAUUGCCUGCCCGAAAUCCCAAAACUCCACUUCUAGGCUUUCAGGUUCUUCCACUGGUAGUUGGAAACUACCUAUUAAAAUAUAUUCCUGGCUGGAAAGUGUUUGCAUUUAAGUUUCUAGGUAAUUAUUAUUUUGAGACAGGGUUUUUUUUUUUUUGAGGCAGAGUUUCGCUGUUACCCAGACUGGAGUUCAAUGGCACGAUCUCCAGCCUCUGCCUUCUGGGUUCAAGCAAUUCUCCUGCCUCAGCCUCCCGAGUAGCUGGGACUACAGGCGCGCACCACCAUGCCCAGCUAAUUUUUGUAUUUUUAGUAGAGACAGGGUUUCACCUUGUUGACCAGGAUGGUCUCGAUCGCUUGACCUCGUGAUCCACCCACCUCGGCCUCCUAAAGUGCUGGGAUUAUAGACGUGAGCCACCGCGCCCCACCGAGACAGGGUCUUGUUCUGUCACCCAGGCUGGAGUGCAGUGGCGCGAUCUCGGCUUACUGCAGUCUCCACCUCUCGGGUUCAAGUAAUUCUUGUGUCUCAGCCUUCUGAGUAGCUGGGAUUACAAGCACCCGCCACCACGCCCUGCUGAUUUUUGUAUUUUUAGUAGAGGCGGUUUUACCGAGUUGGCUGGGGUCAAGGGAUCCACCCACUCCGGCCUCCCACAACCUGGUAAUUUUUGUGUUUUUAGUAGAGGCGAAGUUUCACCAUGUUGCUCAGGCUGGUUUUGAACUCCUGACCUCUGAUGAUCCGCCCGCCUCGGCCUCCCAAAGUGCUGGGAUUACAGAUGUGAACCACCGCGGCCGGCCUAUUUAAGAACUCUUUAAGGACUUGUAGAAUAAUAACAGAAGCAGCCCCAAUUUACCAGCUGGGUUGUGUAAAAAAAGAAAAAAAAGAAAAAAAGGGAAAGGGCAUAUUUCACAGUAGGAAGGACUUUAUCAUUGUGGGGGACACAAGGGACAGCAGAAACAGUCUUGCAGUCCAGAAACUGUGCAUUAUACAGGACACCAUGAAAAGUUUGGUUUUAUCAGUAAUUUUUGAGUCGUGGAGGGCCUUGAAGUUGCUGUUAAUAUGAUUUACCCAAAUUACUUCAACUGUAUUCUAUACAGUUGGGCCUUGGGUGGACCAGUCUCAGUCAGGUAACAGUGUGGGACCCAGUUAAGCAACUAAGGAAACAGUUUUGGGCUAGAAGGAACCUUAAACAGAAGAAUAGCCAAAAUCUUAUUUUAUAUUUAUUUAUAAAAGAGACAGGGUUUUGCUGUCGCCCAGGCUGGAGUGCCGCAGCAUGAUGCCUCACUGGCUACAUCCUUCUAGGUUCAAACCAUUUUCCCACCCCUGCCUUCCGAGUAUCUGGGACUACAGACGCACAGCACCACGCAGGACUAAUUUUUGUAUUUUUUGUAGACAUAGGGUCUCACUAUGUUGCCUAGGCUGGUUUCGAAGUCCUGGGCUCAAGCGAUCCGCUCCUCUCGGCCUCUCAAAAUGUUGGGAUUACAGGCGUGAGCCAUUGCGCCCGGCCUGCCAGUGUUUUGCAGAGCGGCAUCCUAGUACCACCAGAAUCAGAAUCACCAGUCAAAGGUAAAAAUGUCAAUUCAGACCAAGUACAUCCCUAAGGAAUUUUCAGUCUAGGGCUUUAAGAUGGCUUUCUUAAGAGGCGCGCGCAACCGGGUCUUCCUGCUACUGCGCUGCGACCGCGGUGGUGCUAGUGGGUUCCGCCGCGUCCCGGCCCCGCCCCGUCCUGCCCUACUACUCGCGGCCUCGCUCCACCCCUCCCGGCCUCCUGCCGCAAUCUUGGCGGGAAGGCGCCGGCCGCUAAGCAGCCGAAAGAUGUCCGGGUCGGACGCGGCGGCUGAGAAGGCGAACUCCAGACAGCGACCCCAGAUGAAGGUAAAUGGAUAUAAAGAAAAUCAAAACAUCGCUUAUGUGUCUCUGAAACCAGUGCAGACUACAGUUUCAAUAAAAACAGCUACAGUCUAUCUUACCCCCUUUUCACUCAGUAAUUAUCAGCUAGACCAGCUUAUGUGCCCCAAAUCCCUAUUAGAAAAGAAUUCUAACAAUGAAGUGGCGUGUAAGAAGACUAAAAUAAAGAAAACUUGCAGAAGGAUUAUACCUCCAAAGAUGAAAACCACAUCUUCCAAGGCAGAAUCCACACUGCAAAAUCCAUCCUCAGCUGUUCAUACUGAAAGUAACAAGUUACAACACAAGAGAAGGACAGAUGCGAUGAAUCUCGGUGUUGAUACGGAAAGUAGUCAGGAUGGAGACAGUGCUGAAGAUAUCACACCAGGCCUGGAUGAUUAUUCUGGAUUGUCACCCUACGAAAGGAAGAGACUGAAGAACAUAUCAGAAAAUGCAAACUUUUUUGCUUCUCUUCAAUUGUCUGAGUCUGCUGCAAGACUCCGUGAAAUGAUAAAGAAGAGACAGCCUCCUAAAUCCAAGAGAAAGAAGCCUAAGAAGAGAGAAAAUGGGAUUGGAUGUAGAAGGUCAAUGCGAUUACUAAAAGCUGAUCCUUCAGGAGUUUUAUUACCAGCAACUCCAGUACCACCGGCAUUAGUAGCAGAUGAAACUCCUUUGUUACCUCCUGGGCCUUUAGAAAUGACUUCUGAAAAUCAAGAUGACAACAAUGAAGGAUUUAAAGGAUUUCUGCGGACAUGGGCAGGAAUGAGCAAGCCAAGUAGUAAGAACACUGAGAAGGGGUUAUCUAGCAUUAAAAGCUACAAAGCCAAUUUAAAUGGCAUGGUCAUUAGUGAAGAUACUGUUUACAAAGUUACCACAGGCCCAAUAUUCUCUGUGGCUCUCCACCCAUCAGAAACUAGAACUUUGGUAGCAGUUGGGGCCAAAUUUGGGCAAGUUGGACUUUGUGAUUUGACCCAGCAACCUAAAGAAGAUGGAGUUUAUGUUUUUCAUCCCCAUAGUCAGCCAGUUAGCUGUCUUUACUUUUCACCAGCCAAUCCGGCCCACAUACUGUCGCUAAGCUAUGAUGGCACGUUACGCUGUGGGGAUUUUUCCAGGGCUGUUUUUGAAGAGGUGUAUAGAAAUGAAAGAAGUAGCUUUUCCUCCUUCGACUUCUUGGCAGAAGAUGCCUCCACUUUAAUAGUAGGACACUGGGAUGGAAAGAUGUCACUGGUGGAUAGACGGACACCUGGAACUUCUUAUGAGAAACUUAUCAGUUCUUCUAUGGGAAAAAUAAGAACUGUUCAUGUCCACCCAGUGCAUAGACAGUAUUUUAUCACUGCUGGAUUGAGGGAUAUUCAUAUUUAUGAUGCAAGGCACCUGAAUUCCAGGGGAAGUCAGCCUUUGAUUUCUUUGACUGAACAUACAAAGAGCAUUGCUUCUGCCUAUUUUUCACCUCUUACUGGUAACAGAGUGGUGACUACAUGUGCUGAUUGUAAUCUGAGAAUUUUUGACAGCAGCUGUAUAUCUCGUAACAUUCCUCUCCUCACCACCAUCAGGUCCACAAUUUUUUAUUUUUUUAAAGACAGAGUCUCAUUUUGUAGCCCAAGCCUGGAGCACAGUGGCAUGAUCUCAGCUCACUGCAACCUCCGCCUCCUGAGUUCAAGUGAUUCUCGUGCCUCAGCCUCUGGGAUUACAGAUGGGGUUUCACCAUGUUGGUCAGAAUGGCCUCGAUCUCCUGACCUUGUGAUCCGCCCGCCUCGGCCUCCUAAAGUGCUGGGAUUACAGGCGUGAGCCACGGCGCCCAGCCCCACUCUCUCUCUUUUUUUUUUUUUAAAAUAAGGGAUAGGGUCUUGCUCUGUUGUUCAGUAUGGAGUACUGUGGCAUGAUCAUGGCUCACUACAGCUUCAGUCUUCUGGACUCAAGCAGCCUUCCUGCCUUAGCCUCCCAAGUAGCUGGGACUACAGGCACACCACCAUGCCCCACUAAUUUUAAAAAUGUUUUUGUAGAGAUGGGAUCUUGCUGUUGCCCAGGCUGUCUGGAACUCCUUGCCUCAACUGAUCCUCCCACGUGGGCCUCCUGAAGUGUUGACAUUACAGGCAUGAGCCAUCAUGUCUGGCCUUACAACUUAGUUAUUUUUUAGACUAGUCAAGUGCAGUAGUGAGAAGGUGGGAAAGAGUAGAACAAAGAGUUUGAUCUGUAACUGACUGUGAACAGUCAAUUGAGAUAACUCACUACCUUUAGACCAGCCUCAGCUUUUAAAAAUUCCGUGAGUGAGGUCAUAUGGUAUUUGUCUUUCUGUGCCUGGUUGAUUUUAUUUAACAGAAUGUCUCCAGGUUCAUCCGUGACAGGAUUUUCUUUUUUUAAGUGGGAUAAUAUUCCAAUAUGUGUGUAUACUUCAUUUUCUUUAUUCAUUUAUCCAUUGAUUGAUUGAUUGCAUAUCUUAGCUGUGACAGUGAAUGUGGGAGUAUAGAUAUUUCAUAGAGAGUUCAUUUCCUUUGGAUAUAUUCCCAGUAGUGGGAUUGCUGGAUCAUAUGGUAGUUCUAUUUUUAAUUUUUUGAGGAGCCUCCAUACUGUUUUCCAUUAUGGCUGCACCAAUUUCCACCAACAAUGUACAAGGGUUCCUUCUUGUCCAUAUCUUUACCAAUACUUACUAUCUUUUGUUGUUUUGAUAGUGGCCAUUCUACUAGAUGUGAGAUGGUAUCUCAUUGUGGUUUUAACUUGCAUUUCACUGAUGAUUAGUAAUGUUGAAUAUAUUUUCAUAUAAUUGAUUGGGCAUUUGUAUGUUUGCUUUUGAGAAGUGUGUAUUCAGAUCCUUUGCCCAUUUUUAAAUUGGGUUAUUUGUUUCCUUAGUUGAGUUCCUUGUAUAUUUCAGAUGUAUGAUUUGCAAAUAUUUUCUCCCAUUCCUUAGGUUGUCUCUUUACUUUGAUGAUGGUAUCCUUGGCUGUGCAGAAGCUUUUUAGCUUGGUGUAAUCUCAUUUGUCUAUUUCUGCCUUUGUUGCCCUUCCUUUGGGAUUCACAUACAAAAAAAAACAUCAUUGCCUAGGCCAGUGACAGGGAGAUUUCUCCCAUGUUUUUUUCUAGUAGUUUUAGUUUCAGGCCUUACAUUUGUCUUUUUAAAAAAUUUAUUUUUGUAUAUGGUGUGAGAUAUAGUCUAAUUUUACUCUUCUGCAUGUGGAUGCCUAGUUUUCCCAACAACAUUUAUUGAAGAGACUGUCCUUUCCCUAUUUUGUGUUCUUGGCACCUUUAUUGAAAAUCAAUUGAUCCUAAGUGUUUGGAUUUAUCUCUGGACUCUCUGUUCUAUUGUUCUUUGUCUCUGUAUGCCAGCACGAUAUGGUUUUGGUUAGUAUAGCUUUGCAGUCAGGUAGUGUGAUGCCUCUAGCUUUGUUCUUUUUGCUCAAAAUUGCUUUGGUUUAUUGGGGGAUGUUUGUGGUUAUAUACAAAUGUUGAAAUUGUUUCUUCUAUUUCUGAAAAAUGUCCUUGGAAUUUUGAUAGAGAUUGCAUUGAGUCUGUAAAUCACUUUAGGUAAUAUGGACAUUUUAAACAAUAUUAUGCCUGUUUAUGAACAUUGUAUAUCUUUGUAUUUGUUUGUGUCUUUUUCAGUUACUUUCACCAGUGUUUUAUAGUUUUCAGUGUAUAGAUCUUUUAUGUCCUUUGUUAAAUGUAUUCCCCUAAGUAUUUAAAUUUUUUGUAGCUAUUGUAAAUGAGGUUGAUUUCUUCAGUUUUUCAGUUUGUUCAUUAUUAGUAUAUAGAAAUGCUACUGUUUUCUAGGCCAGGCAUGGUGGAUUAUGCCUGUAAUCCCAGCAAUUUGGGAGGCCAAAGUGGGUGGAUCACUUGAAGUCGGGAGUUUGAGACCAGUCUGGCCAACAUGGUAAAACCCUAUCUCCACUAAAAAUAAGAAAAUUGGCCAGGCAUUGUGGUGCAUACCUAUAAUCCCAGCUACAUGGGAGGCUGAAACACAGAAUCUUUUGAACCUGGGAGGUGGAGGUUGUCCAGACUGGGCGACAGAAUGAGACUCCAUCUCAAAAACAAAAAGCUAUUGAUUUUUGUAUGUUGAUUUUGUAUACUGCACAUUUAUUGAAAUUUUUAGUUCCAACAGAUUUUUGAUGGAGUCUUUAGGGUUUUUACCUAGCUUGUUGGUUGCUAUGUAGUAUUAUGUGUUUUUUUUGAGACAGAGUUUUGCUCUUGUCACCCAUCAUGGAGUGCAAUGACAUGAUCUCGGCUCAUUGCAACCUCCACCUUCCAUGUUCAAGUGAUUCUCCUGCCUCAGCCUCUUGAGUAGCUGGGAUUACAGGCAUGUGCCACCAUGUAUUUUUAGUAGAGACAGGGUUUUACCAUGUUGGACAGGCUGGUCUCAAACUCCUGACUUCAGGUGAUCCACCUGCCUCAGCCUCCCAAAGUGUUGGGAUUAUAGGUGUGAGCCACUGUGCUCAGCCAGUAUUACAUGUGUUUAUUUUAUUAUUUUACUUUUUUUUUUUUAUUUUUGAGAUGGAAUCUCACUCUGUCACCCAGACUGGAGUGCAGUAGUACAAUCUCAGCUCACUGCAACCUCUGCCUCCUGGGUUCAAGUGAUUCUCUUGCCUCAACAUCCUGAGUAGCUGGGAUUACAGGCAAGUGCCAACAUGCCCGGCCAAUUUUUGCAUUUUUAGUAGAGAUGGGGUUUCACCAUUUUGGCAGGCUGGUCUUGAACUCUUGACCUCAGAUGAUCCGCUUGCCUCGGCCUCCCAAAGUUCUGGGAACACAGGUGUAAGCUACUACGCCCAGCCAAUUUUUGUAUUUUUAGUAGACUGUAUUUUACCAUGUUGGCCAGGCUGGUCUCAACUCCUGACCUCAGGUGAUCCACCAGUCUUCACCUCUAAAGUGCUGGGGUUACAGGUGUGGGUCACUGUGCCCGACCAUAUUAUGCAUGUUUUAAAAUUUAUUGCUGUGUGUGUGUAUGUGUAUGUAAAAAAAAAUUUAGGGUGAUUAUGCUAGGAGCUAAGAAUUUUCCUUAAAGAUAGGGUCAUUUAAGUGGCAGUGGGAAAUGUUUUUCUCUAUAGUCCGUACUUUAAUGAAAAAGGAUUGUUAGUGAUAUUAAGGUAUAGAGACUAAAAGGGCAGUACUUUUAUUUAUGCUUUUAAGAGCUAUAAAGGGCUCCAUAUGUUUUAUUUUGGGAGAUUUUUGGAUGAGGAGGAUAUCAUCUCUUUCCAGAGUUUCAGCCUGUAGAGAGGGUAAGAUAAGGUUGGUGGUAACUCAGUAACUUAAUGAGAAGAAACUUGGCAGAGAAAAGUAGCAUUUAUGAGUAAUACCAUCUUUACCCUCUGCCCAGUGCUACCUUAUUUAACCUUCAUUUAAAAAAUACAUUGUUUUCCU